CAGAAGAAGAAGCAGAGGAGCCGCUGUGUGCUGACAGUUGGGGCUGAGCCGGGGAGAAACGAGCAGCGACGGGCGCUCCUAGUUCGUCCCUGCAGCCGGUACCACCGUGGUCAUCUCAGGAUACGCACGGCUGUUUUCCUGUUUUUCCUUUUUUGAAGAACCCCCGAGCUUUUCAGGCAUGCUUUCUCCUUCUGCCUUGGUGGGUAAGCGGGACGCCGGUGAAUAACACUUCCCUUCAGCGGCUGGAUAAAUGACUUGAGAAACUCUCGUCGAAGUGAGCGGACAGAGAAAGCGGUUGUACGGGAGAUGAAUGUUACCGGGAAACAGCAACCUGAGCUGAUCGAGCGACCCGCCAGUCUCCCGGUUCCAACUUCGACAAAAUCUGGAAUUGCUUUGCUGUACAAUGAGGAGACCAACAAUACCUAUGAUGUCUGCCUGAAAUUGACCAAAGAGGUAUUAACCAUACAGAAGCUGGAUGUGGUUUGCACGAGUGGAAGUGAAUCCCAAGUAAAUCACAGAACUGUUGUACUGCGAAGACAAGCGACCGGCGGUCUGGGCUUAAGCAUCAAAGGAGGUGCAGAGCACAACGUGCCAGUGGUUAUUUCAAAGAUUUUUAAAGAUCAAGUAGCCGAUCAGACGGGGAAGCUGUUCGUCGGGGACGCAGUGUUGCAGGUCAAUGGGAUUAAUGUAGAGCACUGUACUCACGAGGAAGUUGUUCACCUCUUGCGUACUGCGGGAGAUGAGGUCACCAUCACUGUUCGCUACCUGCGAGAAGUUCCAUCAUUUCUAAAACUGCCUCUAGGGUCUCCGGGGCCAGAUCACAGUCGAGUAUCCUCCCCGCUGUUCGACAGUGGUGUACAUUUAAAUGGAAACGGAAACAACACAGCUCCAUCACCCCCUUCGCCCUCAGCUAAUGAACCAAAGUAUGAGAAGCGCUGGCUGGAUGCCGUCUCCCUGCCCUUGUUGAUGGCCAGAGUCUCCAGAUACAAAGCUGGCAAAGAUAAAUUAAGGUUCAACUGUUUUGAAGUUUUUGCCUUGGAUGGAGCCAGCACCAAUAUUCUUCAAUUUUGCACUGCAGCAGAAAGCACAGACUGGCUCCAAGCAAUAUCCACAAAUAUCAAUGACUUGACACAGGAGAAUAUAAAGAUCAUCAACAAGUACUGCUCUUCAGAUGAUCAAAUUGUUCACAUGGGCUGGGCAUGUGAAUGCCCCGAGGGUAGCGCUCCUGGUCGAUCUUCAACAUUUAAGUUCCUGGCACUGCGAGGACCAUAUUUUUAUAUCUUCAAAAGUCCCCCGAUCAGUGCUGCUGACUGGGGACAAGCUGAAACAACAUAUAACCUCUAUGAGGUUCUUUUCAAGGUUCACAAGCUGUGGAUGGCAGAGGACUGCUGGCUCCAGGCAAGGCUCUACUUGGGACUGGAGCAUUCUCCUGAGCAGGACACGGAGUCUCUGUGCUUCAGUAUUCUGGUCGGCCACGGCCAGAGCCACACCUUCAGGGUAGAGCUGGCCACUGACCUGGCUAUCUGGGAGAAGUCCUUCCAAAGGGCUGUCUUCUUGGAAGUGCAGCGAAUACAAUCCAAAAGCUACAUGUGCAGCAGCCAGGGGAAUGUGCUGUGCUUCACCAUAGAUUUUGCAUCAGGCUUCACCUGCUCUGAAAGCACUUCAAAGACAAUACUGUGGCGAUACAAGUUCUCUCAACUUAAAGGCUCCUCUGACGACGGGAAAACCAGGGUAAAGCUUCUUUUUAAGAAUCCCGAAAGCAAGCAGAUAGAAAUGAAGGAGCUGGAGUUUGCUAAUCUGACAGCCGUCCUCCACUGUAUACAUUCUUUUAUCGCUGCCAAAGUGGCCUCCAUGGACCCUCUCUUUAUGUGCAGUCAAAGCUUCCUUGGAAAUUACACGAACAGUUAAGAAGACACGUGCUCAUCGUGAUGUGCACCUGAGGCAAAUCAGCAGUAUUUUAUGCACAGAGCCCAUUGAUAUGUAUAUCUUGUUCUUGCUAUUUUUGUAUGGACUUCUGAAAAAGACAUCUUUGUAAAAGACUCUUGAGGUGGGUAAUGUAAGAUCUACUGAAGGAAAGAUGAGGUUUCACUUUUAGACAACUAGAGAUAUCCAGUGGGAAAAGAUAUACAGUUCUUCCAUUCUUCAGUUUGCCCCCCAUUUGAUAAUUAUUCAGAGUGAAACUUAACACCUAUGAUGAUAAAAAAAAAAAUGUAGCUGCCACUGUGUUUAACAGAAAACUUAAAAAUGAAUUUUGCUACAUGUCUACCUACAAAUAUUGAAGAAAUUUCAGCUGGGUAAAUGAAGCGGAUACUGUCACAGGGGGAUACAGGAUUAAAACAGGCCUUUGACAGGGAUAUCUCCAACAAUGAUGAGAAAGCGUACUUUUUUUUUUUAAUCCCCCCAAACUUCCUGUGGUUUACCUAGUAAUGUCAUGUCUGAAAAAGUACCGCAAGCACCUUACAAUAAAAAGCAAAAAUAAUAGCCUCCAAAUAACCACCGAGUUGACUCGACAGCACUCUGAUACGGGCCCAGACUAAAAUUAAAGAAACUUCCCAAAGGCAGCGCUGGUGCCAGGCUUCAGUACUUCACUGGUUUGGAUUAAAUUGCAAGUUGUUUGUGUUACUGUUUCCAUCUUUUGUAUCAAAUAAAAAGGCAAAAGUCCAGAGUGUUGCAUUUCUCUGGCAAACAACAUUUUAAGCUUCACAGUAUUGUUAUAGUCGUUUUUGGGUUUUUUUUUUUUUUUAAUUCUUUUUUUUUUUUAAUUCUUUUUCCAAAUCUCAUCCUGAUAUGGUGAAAAUACUGUACAUCUUCAACUUUCUGUAAUGGUUUUAGUGUUAAAUAACAUGUUUGCUGUAUUUUCAAUAAAUCGCUUACAGAGUACAACUUUGUCAUCCGAGGCAUGUUAAAGCUCCCUGUGGGUCUACAUGUAUCUGCUUUCACACUUUAGCAUCUGCUAGCCCAGCUGCUGAUUUCUGUCUUAAUACUGCAUUUGUGUGCCAAAAAUACAUUUUCUGUCUUUUCCAAAAACAAAAAGAAAACGCUGCACAGGUAGCUGGGUUUUAUUGGAAGAGCCUGUUCCACUACUUAUUUUCAACUGAACUGGGCUGCAGCGCAGUCUCAUUAAACUGAGUAGUUUAAUUCUGUGAUUUAGUAACUUGAGUCUUUUCACCAAGAGGUCACCGAUCAGAGAAUACCAACAAGUUCAAGGUCAACAGACAGCUGUUUGCAAACUGUUCCUUUAGCUGUGUCUUCUGGUCCUUGAACUUUAACUCGGUACAGUUGUCUUUGCUACCCACAAUAAAC
Pelmatolapia mariae (spotted tilapia) is the source of this 3303-nucleotide messenger RNA. RefSeq names its product syntrophin, gamma 2 (gene sntg2). Gene Ontology annotation, cellular component: dystrophin-associated glycoprotein complex; intracellular anatomical structure. The transcript has 17 exons. NCBI's taxonomy places the organism in Eukaryota, Metazoa, Chordata, Actinopteri, Cichliformes, Cichlidae. Gene Ontology annotation, molecular function: structural molecule activity; protein binding. The record is from RefSeq and is a predicted model, not a curated record. Bases 307 to 1908 code for a protein of 533 amino acids.